GUCUGAUCAUGACAAGUGUCGGAAGAAGAGGAAGAAGGCGCUGAAGUUUGUUGUCUUGUGGUUUUUUUAUUGAUCAGUUUUCCAGGCUUCCAGGUCCUUCUUUGGACUCUAACGGUACUAAUUUAAAACAGACCGAGUCUGAAGUCCUGAUCCGGAAUCGGUGCUUUAAGGGACUGAAGUUUGUUGGACUUCAAGCAGAGAAAGAAUGACGCACAAAGAGGACGAAUAUGAUUACCUGUUUAAAGUGGUACUGAUCGGAGACUCCGGGGUCGGAAAGAGCAACCUGCUGUCCCGCUUCACCCGCAACGAGUUCAACCUGGAGAGUAAGAGCACCAUCGGGGUGGAGUUCGCCACGCGCAGCAUCCAGGUGGAGGGGAAGACCAUCAAGGCCCAGAUCUGGGACACGGCUGGACAGGAGCGCUACAGAGCUAUCACCUCAGCGUACUACCGCGGGGCAGUCGGUGCCCUCCUGGUCUAUGACAUCGCCAAACAUUUGACCUACGAGAACGCGGAGCGCUGGCUGAAGGAGCUGCAGGACCACGCUGACAGCAACAUCGUCAUCAUGCUGGUGGGAAACAAGAGCGACCUGCGCCACCUGAGGGCCGUGCCCACCGAGGAGGCUCGCGGCUUCGCAGAGAAGAAUGGCCUUUCCUUCCUGGAGACGUCUGCCUUGGACUCGUCCAACGUUGAGCUGGCCUUUCAGACUAUUCUCACAGCCAUCUACAACAUCGUCUCCCAGAGGCAGAUGUCUGGACAGGGAAGCUCGGACUUCUCGCCGGCCUCCAACGUGGUUCCCAUCACAGUGGAGCCCACCCAGAGCUCGUCCAGUAAGGGCGCCUGCUGCCAGAACAACUGAGACCCGCCGCUGACGUCCUCCUUCAUCUCAGCGGACAAACGGGGCGGAGGGUUUGUCCUGUUGGGGGCUGAGGAGGAGGAGGAGCAGUGAUGAAGAUGGCCAGGAUCAGUGAGGGCCUUAAUGACGGGUCAUGAAGAAGCUGUGAUGUCCACCAUGCUAAUGGACUCUUCCUUCUGCUGCAGCGGCUCCUCCAUCUUCUCCUUCUCUGUAUUUAUUAACUUCCUGUUUCUACACUAAAAACAAAAAAUGUUCUUUUCAUUCUUUAUUUCUUUUCUAUGAAUCGUUCAUAAAUGAAACGAUGGAGUUCAGAUGCUUCUGCUCCAUCUGGACUCGCUCAGCAAUCCCCCCCACCCCCUUCAGCCCUUUGUCUCCAAACCUUCAUGUUGGGAUGGGGGGCGGGGGCAUGCAUGUUGGCAGGAAGAAGCUUGACCUUUGACCCAAACCUCUGGCUGCUGUAAACACUAUGGUGAUGAUGAUGAUGCAGGGAGAGCAGCUCUUCUUCAUCCCAGCUUGUUUUCCUGGAACUCUUCCUCCUCCUCUUCCUCUCUGUUGGCUGCAACUGGAAGAGAACUGGGCUUAAUGGGCCCCUCAGGUCGGCCCUGCUUUCUCUAGUCUCUACUUCCUGUUUGGGGUGGGGGUGGGGUGGGGGA
Messenger RNA from Cyprinodon variegatus (sheepshead minnow), 1506 nucleotides. It is a transcript of the gene rab11al, whose product is annotated as ras-related protein Rab-11A-like. The transcript has 5 exons. The record is from RefSeq and is a predicted model, not a curated record. Gene Ontology annotation, molecular function: GTP binding; GTPase activity. Gene Ontology annotation, biological process: exocytosis; neurotransmitter receptor transport, endosome to postsynaptic membrane; melanosome transport. The coding region runs from base 206 to 856 and encodes 216 amino acids. NCBI's taxonomy places the organism in Eukaryota, Metazoa, Chordata, Actinopteri, Cyprinodontiformes, Cyprinodontidae. Gene Ontology annotation, cellular component: axon; postsynaptic recycling endosome; transport vesicle.